Messenger RNA from Lipotes vexillifer (Yangtze River dolphin), 1319 nucleotides. RefSeq names its product nuclear RNA export factor 2-like. Gene Ontology annotation, biological process: poly(A)+ mRNA export from nucleus. The record is from RefSeq and is a predicted model, not a curated record. The annotation marks the transcript as partial. Gene Ontology annotation, molecular function: protein binding; RNA binding. Lineage: Eukaryota; Metazoa; Chordata; Mammalia; Artiodactyla; Lipotidae. The transcript is spliced from 16 exons. Gene Ontology annotation, cellular component: cytoplasm; nucleus.
AUGACUGUGUGGAGAAACAGAAAACCUCUGGAGAGAGAAAUGGGGGAGAACACACAAGAUGGAACCCCAGGCAGCUGGUUCACGUUCACAAUUCCUCAUGGGAUAAAAUAUGACAGGACAUGGCUAAUGAACUCAAUCCAGAGACAUUGCAGUGUCCCCUUCACUCCAGUGGACUUCCACCUUGUGAAAAAUGUGGCUCAAUUCUUUGUCCAGGAAGCUAGCACUGCCUGUGCAUUGUUGGAUGUCAGCUACAAGAUUCGUGACGAGGAGAGCCGAAAGGUGUGUAUACCUGUCUUUGUCAGCCUCUCCGCUGUUCCCUACUCUGUGCAGUAUAAGUUGAAGUCAGGAGAAAUGGAGCAGCUAGAGCUGACCUUGAUCAAACGAUUUGAUGUCUCCAAGCAAGCUCUUGACCUGCAGAGGCUCUGCGUUGACCCAGGUACAGCUGACAGCAGUAAUUCUAGAGCAAGCUGCAUGGCUGCCACCCUGCAGGUCAUCGAAAAGAAUUUCCCUGAGCUGUUGUCCUUGAACUUGAGCAGCAACAAACUGUACCAGCUGGAUGGCCUGUCUGACAUUAUACAGAUGGCCCCCACGGUCAAGAUCCUGAACCUCUCCAACAAAGAGCUGACGUCUGUGUGGGAGUUGAGCAAGAUGCAAGGGCUGAAGCUUGAAGAGCUGUGGCUGCAAGGGAACCCAUUGUGUGACACCAUCCCAGACCAGUCCACCUAUGUAAGGGCCAUCAGAGAAUGUCUCCCGAAGUUGUUACGCCUGGAUGGUCAGGAGUUAACGUCACCAGUGACCGUUGACGUUGACACUCCCUACAUGGUAAAGCCCUGCAAGCGCAGCUUCCUUGGAUCUGAUGAGCUGAAGAGCCUAGUCCUACAAAUCCUGCAGCAGCAGAAGAGUGUCCUUUCUGAGGCUUGUGGGACUGGUCCCUUCGGCCAGAAUACAGUGAUGGUGGUAGACCACCUCGAGGAAGAAAGAAAGGUUGGAGUUCUUUCCCAGGUAAUUCUGGUGAGAGGAGCCCUCAUUAUGAACUUGUGCGCGUAUUUCAAGGACCGCAGGAAUAUGAAGAAGCUCAAGGACCCCUACUUGCGGGUCCAGCUGCUGAAGCACACAAAACAUGUCAUUGUGCACACCCUCUGUGUGUUGCCCAAGACUCAGCAUGACUUCAGCUCCUUCGUGGUGGACACGUGGUUCCAGACGCAAAUGAUGCUCUGCUUCUCCGUCUGCGGGGUGUUCAAGGCAGUGGAAGGAAGUUCUCAAGGCUGUGUGCGUUCCUUCACCUGGACCUUCAUCGCUAACCCUGCCGGCUACUGCAG